Trichoplusia ni (cabbage looper) is the source of this 687-nucleotide messenger RNA. It is a transcript of the gene Irbp18, whose product is annotated as CCAAT/enhancer-binding protein gamma-like. The transcript has 2 exons. The record is from RefSeq and is a predicted model, not a curated record. Gene Ontology annotation, biological process: DNA-templated transcription; regulation of transcription by RNA polymerase II. Gene Ontology annotation, molecular function: DNA-binding transcription factor activity, RNA polymerase II-specific; RNA polymerase II cis-regulatory region sequence-specific DNA binding. Bases 330 to 686 code for a protein of 118 amino acids. NCBI's taxonomy places the organism in Eukaryota, Metazoa, Arthropoda, Insecta, Lepidoptera, Noctuidae.
UUUGCUUUCGUUGGAGUAUUACGCAUCGGGAUCUGAAUGAAUAAACUUAAUAGUUAUUAGUUUACGUUACGUUUCCAGUACUUUAAGACUUUAAAACCAGUUCCUAAUACUAUAAAGAUAAUAGAUAGUUGAUAAGUUAGUGAAAUUGUGUAAUUGCUAAGUGAGAGUGAUUGAGUUCUACCAACAGUUGCGUCAUGAUUUCUGGUUAAGUCUGUGACAAAGCCACCCUCGGAAAAACAAGCAUUUUUCAAACAUUAAAGCUGUACCCUUAAAGUGUUAUCAAGUAUAACUUGUGAAGAAAGCGCGGCUUUAGUCGUAUAAACAGUUUGAUGAUAUUAGAGGAUCUUGAAGAGUACUUCGAAAUGGCUCCAAACAAGCGCGGGAGACGAGGAGUUAGUGACGCUGACGAUGAAGACGACGAGUACAGGCGUAAAAGAGACAGAAAUAAUGAGGCUGUGAAAAAGAGCCGGUUUAAGACAAAGCAGCGGACACAAGAAACAUUUACCAGAGUGAAUAAACUGAAAGCGGAAAACCAAAUGCUUGAAGAAAAAGUUAAAACACUGACAAAAGAACUACAAUUCCUGAAAGAACUAUUCCUGGCACAUGCAUCGAACUCCACAGGCUCAAAAUUCGAAGGCAUAGACCUAGACAAACUCCUAGAAGAUAUACCAGAGGAUAAAAAAUAGG